UGUAUGUAAGAAUUUAUUAACUGAUCCAGUUUCUACUCCAUGUGGACACAACUUCUGUAAAACCUGCCUUACUCAAUACUGGGACAAAAAUGACUGCUGUCAGUGCCCAAUGUGCAACAAGAAUUUUGAGAGACGACCAGAUCUUACAGUAAAUGACCUUAUGUCUUCAAUGAUUGCUGAAUUAAGGAAUGUAGGUAAAGCUAAAAUUCCUGCCAAACCCGGAGAAGCGCAAUGUGAUAUAUGUCUUAUUGCCACAAUACAGGACUCAUAAACUGAUUGAUGUUGUUGAUAACAUUGACAUAUACAUCUGCCAAAAGCAUAAGAAACCCUUGGACCUGUUCUGCAGAGAUGACCACAUAUGCGUGUGUCAAUUCUGCACUGAAGGAGAGCACAAAACACACAAAACUGUACCUAUAGAAGAGGAGAGUACUGAGAGAAAGGUCAGUGACAAGUGCCAUCAAGAAACAAAAUUCAUUAUGAAAAAAAUAGUUACACAGUCUGCAAAUAAAAUCAGUAUUGCUUUAAUCCUAAUUUAAGAAGAAUCUAUCUUUUCUUUGUAUGGCCUGUUCUCAGACUUAUACGAGAGUGGUACGGGCUGAAAUUCAGCAGUCAAUUGAGGACAGAAAGAAGAAGAUUCAAGAGGUCAACAAAUCUGCAGAGUUUAGUAAAGUAUGUUAUGUAACAUACAAGCUUAUAUUAGUAUUUGUGAUCCUGAUAAUAAUGAUUUCAUAGUUAUAAAAUACCAAAUUCUGAUUUUUGUAAAAGCAAUGGGUGGUAAUUUAUUUAAUGUUUUGAUCUUUUAGAAAAGCACAGAGAAAGUAGUUACAGACACUGUUAAAAUCUUCUCUGCUCUGAUACACUCCAUUGAGAGAAGUCAGGCUGAACUGCUUGAGGUGAUGGAGGAGAAGCGGAAAGCAGCAGAGAGGCAGGCUGAAGAUCUCAUUAAAGAUCUGGAGCAGGAAAUCACUGAGCUAAAGAGGAGAGACACUGAGCUGGAGCAGCUCUCACACACUGAGGAUCACCUCCACCUCCUACAGAUUUUCCCAUCCCUGUGCAGACCCCCACACACCACCAACUGGACUAACAUCAGUACAGAACCUUAUCUGAGUGUAGAGACUGUGAGAAAAGCUCUGUCUCAACUUCAAAAGAGUCUGAACGAUCAACUGUAUGAAAAUGAGCUGAAGAAGAUAAAGGAGUAUAAAGUGGAUGUGACUUUGGAUCCAGAGAAGGCCCAUGCCAGUCUAGUCCUGUCUCAAGAUGGAAAACAAGUGAGAAAAGGAAUCCGACGAGUGGCUCUGUUCGGAGGCCAUUUUGUAUUUUAUCCAUAUACAAAUGUCUUAGGCAAGCAGGGGUUUUCAUCAGGCAAAUUUUACUAUGAGGUGCAGGUCAAGGGGAAAACCUCAUGGGUGAUAGGUGUGGCCAAAGAGUCCAUUACCAGUAAUACAGAGUUUACUCUGUGCCCUGCCGCUGGAUUUUGGAUUCUGACUCAGAGGGACAAUGAUUGCAAGGUCUGCAAGGCUUGUCAUAAUCCCCCAGUUCUCCUCUCCCUAAAAGAGAAGCCCCAGAAGGUGGGGGUGUUUGUGGAUUAUGAGGAGGGUCUGGUCUCCUUUUAUGAUGUGGAGGCCAGGUCUCAUAUCUACUCUUUCACUGGUCAGUCUUUUACUGGGUUACUCUAUCCAUAUUUCAACCCUGGCCCUAAUGAAGGGGGUAAAAACUCAGCUCCUCUCACUAUUACACCCAUCAGUAAUAUGUCUCUGAGAUAUUAAAUAACUUUUUUUCAUUCAUAUAGUAAAUGCAUUAGCUAAAAUAUAUGAUGGAACAAGACCAAAUUAUUUAUAUGCAACUAAUUACACAGUAAACAACAUUAACCUAAACUGCGUUGCAGUUAAGUAAAAAAAAAAAAAAGCAAAAAUGCCAUCCAAAAUGAGCUAAUUCUAAUGAGUUCAAAAAAGCCUGAUGUUUUAUGCCUAUUUAAUUAUAUGUAAUUGUCUUUUUACUUUUAUGUGUAAUUUGUAUAUCUAAACUGUUUGUGUCAAUUUUAGUUCAUUGUGUUUUAAACUGUAAUGUGAAGAGUCCACUACUAUGAUUCUACUAUGAGUCUUAGCUUCUUCUGUUAUGUUAGAUUAGAGAAAAUAGGCCUUAAUUUCAUCUAAGAGGUCAACAUAUGACACCUAAAUAAUCAGAACUGAUUAUGCAGAAAUCGUUUAACUCUGAUCAAUCACUACACCGCUGAAAAACAGGGGCAAUACUUCACAAAGAUAAAACCACACAAACAGGCCACAAACGCCCAGGUACAUUGGUGAACUUAAUCAGUACUCAGGUGAUGGGGUUAGCUAAUAUGUGGUGAUUGAUCUUCUGAGUAGUGGUCAACUGAGGCAUUUUGGGAAAUGUAGUCCAAAUAGAAUUUGUAUGAAGACAGGCAUGAUUGGGAGUCAUGACUAGGAGGCAUGACACUACAUUCAAAUUUCCAGAGAGCAUAAAAUAAAAUAGUAUAGCCAGGCUGAGACAACUUUCAAUAUACUGAAAUGUGUGUAUUUUUCAUUGACAAUCAUGUGGGAAAAGUGGACAAGUAAAAAGGGAGAGGACACUGUACAGAAAUCAUCAAAUCAGCAAAGAUAACAUUUAACCUUUCAGUCAUGUAUAAUCACAUUUAUUUUUCUCUUUCUUUAAUUGAAAUGAUUACCAAUAUUACUAUUACUACUUCUAAUAAUGAAAUUAAUAAAUAAUAAAAUAAUAAAAACCUGUUCUGAGUACCUCUAAAAA
Molecule: messenger RNA, 2763 nt
Organism: Astyanax mexicanus (Mexican tetra)
Lineage: Eukaryota; Metazoa; Chordata; Actinopteri; Characiformes; Acestrorhamphidae
Product: pyrin-like
Exons: 4
Coding region: 897-1766 (289 amino acids)
Molecular function (GO): protein binding
Source: RefSeq, a predicted model, not a curated record